CCGAGCGAGCGGCAUUCAUUUAUUUCUCUUCCCUCCGUUAGUCCGUUUAUUGCCUGCCUCGUAUCAAGAGCGCAUUGAAAAAGUCGUUCGUUAUCCGAUACGUUUGAGCGUAGAAAACUCGAAGAAUUUAGCGUUUGAAUACGGAAAAAAUGGACUGCGAUAGGCGGCCGCGUCUCAGACGUUUACGUGUCGAUAUUCUCGCGUAGAAAUACGAAUAAUUUCAGUCAAAAAUCGGAAAUUAUCCACAUUAUGGAGCGCGGCAUCAGCGGUGCUUUUGUUUUGGUGCUGCUCGUCACGGCCUGCUUGACUUGGGGCUCGGGAGCGGAACGUUGUCAGACGAUUUCGUCGAAUUUGUGCAAGAAUCUGGGCUACAAUUCGACCACGAUGAGAAAUUUCCUCGACCAGGACGGCCAGAUGAACGCCGAUCUAGGGCUUCAAAUGUACGAGCACCUACUGACCAAUAAGUGUUCGAAGUACAUCCGUCUGUUCAUCUGUUCUAUUUUUGUUCCGAUGUGUUCCGAACAUGUUCCUGGACCGAUUCAGGCCUGCAAAGGGUUGUGUAAUAAGGUCAAAGACGACUGUGAGGAGACACUAAUUCAUUUGGGAAUCCUAUGGCCAGCAGAGUUAAACUGCACUAAUUUUCCUGAACCACCUGCUCUCUGUAUGCAACAACCUCCCGAGGAAAACGAGCAAUCCCCUACGCAUUUUUUCAAUCCCGAUGAGAUUCCUUUUACGCUCAAUUGUCCAGCCAACAGUAUUGCAAAUGAUGGAAAAUGUGUUCCUCUUUGCACCAGCAGACAGUAUUUGGAUCCAGAAGAAGGAGCCAUCUUUGAGAUCUGGGUAGCAGUUUGGUCAAUAAUCUGUUUGGUUUUCACCUUAUUUGGCCUGAUAACGUUUAUCAUUCAACCAAAACGGUUUAGGUGGCCUGCCCGACCCAUCCUAUAUCUUACAGCUUGCGGUUUUGUCACUUGUACCAUCUACUUAAUUCGAUGGAUCGAGGGACCCUACACUUGUGCUGGUAACCUGGCUUACGAAAAACCAGCAGAAAGUCUAUCCUGUGUGGGCAUAUCUCUCAUCCUUUUAUUUUGCGACAUCGCCUAUACUCUAUGGUGGACAGUUUUCUGCUUUGUAUGGUUUCUCAGCGCUAUGAAGGAAUGGUCCACGGAAGCAAUAGAGAGGAUUUCAUCUCGACUUCACGCAGUCGUGUGGAUAUUUUCGGCCAUACCCAUGUUCUAUGUCCUAAUGUCGAACCAUAUAACCAUCAACCACUUGUCGGGAUUCUGCGAGGUCACCAACAAGGUUCUAGUCUUUUUCCAGUUGUUUUUCAUGGUUCUAAGCAGCAUUUUAGCGGUCCUGACUUCGGUCGCUUUAAAAAAUGUUCGAAAAACACUUUUAAUCGCCGGAAGGUCGCCUUUGAAACUAGAAAGAUUAUUUUAUCGUCUUCUAGUAAUUAGCAUAGGUAUUAGUGUGCCUUAUUUUAUGUAUCUGAUGUGCCAGUUAUACAACACUUUUACGAUAGCUUUAACCAAAUUAGUAUUAAGGAAAACAAGUAUUAUUUUUGCUACCCUGUGGGUGUAUAGUCCAAAGACAUUUGAUAUGUGGAGAGAUUUGAUUUGUGUGUAUAAAAGAUCUAGCUCGGAAAGUACCGACCAGAAUAAAAAUAUUUUUACGUCAUUGUUACCAAAAGUUUUUAAAAAUGCGGAGGACAGUAGCACCAAAUCAAGUAACAAUACACUGAUAAAUAAUAACAAGAGUAUUAUUGACGAGAAAAAAACUAUUUUUGAUAUAUUUUUUGCUAGCACCUCUCACAAUGUGCCUGUAAGUCGAGUAUAAACAUGUGUUACACAAAGAAAAUAGGUAGCUUUGUAAUGUUUCUCCUGUAUAUUUUCUCAUUGCUUUACAAAUUAUGCCUCUACUUUAAGAAGAUGCCUUAAUAUUGUACAUAGAAAAUUAACAAAUGAUUAUAUGUAAUUAUUAUUGUUAAUGUUGUAAGAUAUUGUUAAUUUAUUGUAAAGAUGUGAUACUAGAUAGUAACUAUUUUUAUACAUUUUUUGUAAUUAACCAGUUAUGUUUUAAUAACUAUUUAUUGUAGGUAUUGUACAUGACAAAUAAAUAUACAUAUAAAAAUA
This is a messenger RNA of Sitophilus oryzae (rice weevil), 2129 nucleotides long. RefSeq names its product frizzled-10-A-like. Lineage: Eukaryota; Metazoa; Arthropoda; Insecta; Coleoptera; Curculionidae. Gene Ontology annotation, biological process: canonical Wnt signaling pathway; non-canonical Wnt signaling pathway. Gene Ontology annotation, cellular component: plasma membrane. The transcript has 5 exons. Gene Ontology annotation, molecular function: Wnt receptor activity; Wnt-protein binding. The coding region runs from base 250 to 1833 and encodes 527 amino acids. The record is from RefSeq and is a predicted model, not a curated record.